UUGGCAACGCUGAGUGUUAUUAUUUUUUCUUCGAUUAUCUGUGUUUUUUUGCAAACGAAGAACUUUAGAAAAUUUAGAAGAAUUCUAAUAUAUGUAUCUAUAAGACAAAUAUUAAGUUGUAAACAUAAUAAUAAGAUUAUAAAGUUGUGUUAUUAAAAGUAAUAACAUAAAAAUAUUAGUUAUAAUGGAACCUAUUGAUAUUGCCCGUCUGGAGGAGGCAGUUGUUGUAUUUUAUCGGUCGACAUCUCAGGAACAAGCUCAAUUGCAUGAAUGGCUUACAAAGGCCCAGGCGAGCACACAGGCGUGGCAAUUUUCCUGGCAACUUAUGCAAUUAGGAAAGAGCCAAGAAGUGCAAUUUUUCGGUGCCGUUACUUUGCACUCUAAACUAAUGAAAUUUUGGCAUGAAGUGCCACCGGAAAAUCGGGAUGAACUAAAGCAAAAGAUUUUGGAGAAAAUAAUACAAUUUGCUGGUGGUCCAAAAUUGGUAUUAAAUCGUCUAUGUAUAGCGUUAAGUGCUUAUAUUGUCCACAUGUUGGGAGAAUGGCCUAGUGCUAUCGAAGAUGUAAUCAACACAUUUCAAAACCAACAAAUACCAAAUGUUACCAAUGAAACUCAAUUAUGGAUAAUGCUAGAAGUACUACAGGCCAUACCGGAAGAAAUGCAGGCUAUUUAUUCAUCCGUAAAAAGAACAACUCUACGUGCUGAGGUGGCUAAAAGGGCGCCACUAGUUAUUGAAACUACUGAAAAAUACUUACAAAUGCAAUUGGAUAGACAAUGGGAUGUUGAAGCAUUUAAUAAUAUGACCAGGGCUGUAAAAUGUGUAGGCACAUGGGUUAAAAAUAUUGGAUUUUCGAUUGAAAACUGUGUAAAUAUAACAAGUAUCCUAUUGAAAAUGGUCAAUAAAUGUUAUUGGCCAUGUACACAAGAUCCCGAAGGCGAUGGUUGCAUGUCAGCUGAUGAAAAUGAUUUAGCCGAAACGUGUCUCAAGACUUUAGUGAACAUAAUUAUUCAACCCGAUUGUCAUCUUUAUCCCAAAACGGCAUUUGUUCUUAUAAAAAUGUUUCUUGAUUCAUUAUGUGACAUAACGAAAAUGGAAUGGAAACCUGACAACAAUAACGAAGACAUUGUAUCCUAUAUAUACACACUAUUUGUGUCGGCAGUUGAACGUCACUCUCAACUUUUGCUAAAUGGCAUAACGACAACAGACCCAGAACUGUCUAAUUUAUAUAGUCGUUUGGUACAUGAAAUACUUCAGUGUACCGAUAAACCUGGCAUUUAUCCCGUUGAAGAAUCUUGCAGUAGUAUGGCAUUAGGUUUUUGGUAUCUUCUUCAGGAUGAAGUUUUUGCCAUGAAUAAUGAAGAAGAACGUCUUAAAUGUUGGGAAUAUAUUAAACCAUUAUAUGCUCAUUUGACAAGGAUUUUGGUGCGCAAAUCGGAACAACCCGAUGAAAAGUCUAUAGAUAAAUGGACUUCAGAUGACCUGGAAAGUUUUCGUUGUUAUCGUCAGGAUAUAUCAGAUACAUUUAUGUAUUGCUAUGAUGUUUUACAUGAUCACAUUCUUGACAUACUCUCUGCUGUGCUAGAUGAAACUAUCGCCCAACUACAGACAAAUCCUACCCAGUGGACGAAACUAGAGGCUUGUAUUUAUUCCUUUCAAUCCGUGGCCGAACACUUUGAUGGCGAAGAAACAAAACAAAUACCGAAAUUAAUGCGUAUGCUUAACGAAAUACCCUAUGAGAAAAUGAACGAAAAACUAUUAGGCACUGCCUUGGAAACUGUGGGUUCCUAUUGUCAAUGGCUUAAGGAUAAUCCAGCCUAUAUACCAUCGGCUAUAGAACUGUUAGUACGAGGUCUCAACUCUAGCAUGUCGGCCCAAGCAACAUUGGGUCUGAAAGAACUGUGUCGUGACUGUCAGUUGCAAAUGAAACCUUAUGCGGAGCCUCUUUUAAAUGCCUGCCAAGUUAGCUUGACUUCGGGUCAAAUGAAAAACUCGGACUGCGUUCGUUUAAUGUUUAGUAUUGGUAAACUGAUGAGUCUCUUGACACCGGAUAAAAUUCCCAACUAUUUGGAUAUUAUAGUUAGUCCUUGUUUCGAAGAAUUAUCGAAUAUAUGUCAAAAUGAAGCUAAAACUCCUCAAGCGCGUAUACGCACAAUAUUCCGUUUAAAUAUGGUAUCGACACUAUUCUCUUCGCUCAACACUGAUCUCGAUGAUGACGAGACUAUUGAAGAUCUUCAAAAUGUCCAGCCAGUUUUAAUUGUAAUGCAAAAGACUAUGCCCAUAUUUCGGCAAAUAGCUGAACUAUGGGUGGAAGAAUUAGAUGUAUUGGAGACUGCUUGUACAGCACUUAAACAUGCUAUAGUAAAUCUAAAAUCAAGUUUUAAGCCAAUGCUGCAAGAUUUAUGUUAUUUUAUUGUUGCCAUUUUCCAAACUCGAUGUUGUGCACCUACUUUGGAAAUUUCCAAAACCGCCAUUGUUAUAUUUUAUAAGGAUGCUGAUUGUAAAUCAUUAAUGCAACAACUACUUGUGGAAUUCGUUAUGCAUAGUUUUAAAUUAUUUGAGUCAACUCCUGAAAAUGGUUUUUCAAAUAUUGCCGAAACAAUCGAAAUGUUUUACGCCUGUCUUAUGCAAAUAAUUAAGAAAAUACCUCAAUCGUUAGAUGACAAGGCCAUAGCAUACGAUCGUUUAAUAUUUUAUGCUUUAAAGGCCAUGACAUUACCCGAGAAUGGUCCCAUACGCACCAGUGUGCAGUUCCUAUCACAUUUCGUCAUGCAAUCACGUAACUAUGCACAAAUGACACAAGCCGUCUUGGCAGCUGGUGAAGAAAUUCUACGCACGGCAAUUGUUUGUGUAGCAUGUGUUACUCCACGACAACAAGUGGAAAAAUUUGCGGAUAUUUUUCUGGCUAUUAACAAAAAAUAUCCGGCAGAAAUGGCGGUAUGGCUUAAAAACAUUAUACACGUAACGAAUUUUCCAACUCCUUUAGUAGACGACUCGGAAAAAUCGAAAUUUGUAACACAAAUACUAAGGGAAAAGGUUAACAAGCGUUUGCUGCAACAGCACCUUACAGAAUUCGCCAUAAAAGCCAGAGGUCUAACGGAUAAAUUUCAAUAAAUAAUAUGAGAAAACAAGAUCAAAUCGAAAUUUCUACAAUUAUUUACUAUGUUAAUAUUAAGUAGAACUGUUUUUAUUGUUUAUUUCUUCUACACUUUUUCUAUUUAUGAAAAAUAUCCAUAUUAUUAUACACUACUAUACCAUUUGUGGUUAUAAAUAAAUGACAAACAAACGUAAUUGUAAUUUAAAUAUGUAGAUGCAAAA
Messenger RNA from Lucilia sericata (common green bottle fly), 3316 nucleotides. RefSeq names its product importin-13 (gene cdm). Gene Ontology annotation, molecular function: small GTPase binding. The transcript has 11 exons. The record is from RefSeq and is a predicted model, not a curated record. Gene Ontology annotation, biological process: protein import into nucleus. The coding region runs from base 185 to 3112 and encodes 975 amino acids. Gene Ontology annotation, cellular component: cytoplasm; nuclear membrane. NCBI's taxonomy places the organism in Eukaryota, Metazoa, Arthropoda, Insecta, Diptera, Calliphoridae.